AAACAAGUUCAGGGGGCAGUUUCAAAAUAAUCCCAAAAAAAUGUGUUAAUUAAUUGGUAGAUUUUUCUGUCUGAGGGCGAGAGAAAGCCAGAAAGGUUGGGACUCGGGGCACUACUCUUGUGAGAGAACUUGAAGAGAGCGAGGAACGAUGUCGUAUUUGCUGCCCCACCUCCACUCUGGAUGGGCCGUCGAUCAGGCCAUCCUCGCCGAGGAGGAGCGUCUCGUCCUCAUCCGCUUCGGCCACGACUGGGACGAGACCUGUAUGCAGAUGGAUGAAGUGCUUGCUUCAGUUGCUGAGACACUCAAAAACUUUGCUGUGAUUUACCUUGUCGAUAUCACGGAGGUUCCUGAUUUCAACACAAUGUAUGAGCUCUAUGACCCAUCCACUGUCAUGUUCUUUUUCAGAAACAAGCACAUUAUGAUUGACCUUGGCACUGGGAACAACAACAAGAUCAACUGGGCUCUCAAGGACAAGCAAGAGUUCAUUGACAUCGUUGAGACGGUGUACCGUGGGGCAAGGAAGGGACGUGGUCUGGUCAUUGCUCCCAAAGAUUACUCCACCAAGUACCGUUACUAAGCCCUGCUGCUGACAAUGUAAUUCAUUUCAGACAAAACCUUCUAGUUUGGAUGGAGUUACGUUGACCUUUUAUAGGUGAUUUAGGGAAGCAAAUGUAUCUGAAUGUUUUCUAUGCAUACUGCAUUUAAUUGUUUCUUAUUCAGCGUGUUUGGUGCGUGUUCCAGAGAUACCCUUUAUAAACCAAACUAUCGAUUUAUAAAAUGUCGUGUUGAUAAUUCUA
Prunus dulcis (almond) is the source of this 797-nucleotide messenger RNA. Its product is annotated as thioredoxin-like protein YLS8. Gene Ontology annotation, biological process: mRNA splicing, via spliceosome. The record is from RefSeq and is a predicted model, not a curated record. Gene Ontology annotation, cellular component: U5 snRNP; U4/U6 x U5 tri-snRNP complex; spliceosomal complex. Bases 149 to 577 code for a protein of 142 amino acids. The transcript is spliced from 2 exons. NCBI's taxonomy places the organism in Eukaryota, Viridiplantae, Streptophyta, Magnoliopsida, Rosales, Rosaceae.